Daphnia magna is the source of this 769-nucleotide messenger RNA. RefSeq names its product pupal cuticle protein Edg-78E. The transcript has 3 exons. Lineage: Eukaryota; Metazoa; Arthropoda; Branchiopoda; Diplostraca; Daphniidae. Gene Ontology annotation, cellular component: chitin-based extracellular matrix. Gene Ontology annotation, molecular function: structural constituent of chitin-based larval cuticle. The coding region runs from base 133 to 681 and encodes 182 amino acids. The record is from RefSeq and is a predicted model, not a curated record.
CGUUACUUUCAAAAGGUAGUUCGAGAAACGAAACGAAAUGGAAAACGACACACCCAGUUUUUUGCCGGCUAUAUAAACCCGUCUGAAGGUGAACGAAGGCAUCAGUCGUUCAACUCUUCAACAGUAGUCAACAUGAAACUAUUCAUCAUCGCCGUUUUCUUGGCUGUUGCUGCCGCUGCUCCUUCCAGCUACAAGCCGGAAUACAAAGCUCCUAGCUACCCUGCUCCUAGUUAUCCUACCCCAAGCUACCCCGCUCCAGCCUACCCAGCACCAAGCUACAACAAGGAUAACAAAUACGCUGACAUCACCGUCACCAGCCAAUCUGAUGAGCGCAAUCUCGAUGGCAGCAGCCAAUGGAGCUACGCCCAGUCUGACUACACUACUCGCGAAGAGUCUCAGGUCCAGAAGAAGAUGCAAGGAGUCACCUACGAUUCCUACGGAAAAGAAUCGUACGGUGAAGUCCUAGGCAACACCAACAAGGGAUCCUCUUACUGGGUUUCCCCUGAAGGCCAGAAAUUCACUUUGACCUGGGUGGCUGAUGAAGCUGGAUUCCAGCCCAAAGGUGACCACUUGCCCGUCGCUCCCGUCCACGUCUACGAGCUCCCAGUUGCUCCCGUCCACGAAUACGAGCUUCCAGUCGCCCCUGCUCUUCCUUAUUCGCGCACUGGACCAGGCUAUUAAGAAAUAAUGAUUUUGUGAUUGAAAUAUGUAUGAGAUAAACCGUGCAAGUCUAACUUAUUGAUUUAAAAUAAACGCAAGUUAUGUCUUA